CGUGCGUGCUGUUAAGUGGGGUUGCGCGCGGCUCCUGCGGAUCUGCCGCCAUGUGGCGCUGCGGGCGUGCUGCGGGUCCCCUGCGGAGGCUGAGCGGGGCCAACCUUGGAGCCCGGAGGUGGGGGAGCACGGCCUGUGAGCGGGCACUGCGCUACCAGGUCGGAGAAAAGAUCCACGAAUUCACCGUGAACCAGGUGACAUCCAUCCCUGAGCUGUUCCUGACAGCGGUGAGGCUCAGCCAUGACAGCACCAAGGCCCAGUACUUACACCUGGCCAGGGAGGACCCCAACAACCUGUUCAGCGUGCAGUUCCGCACCACGCCCAUGGACAGCACAGGCGUGCCCCACGUGCUAGAGCACACGGUCCUGUGUGGCUCGAAGAGGUACCCCUGCAGGGACCCUUUCUUCAAGAUGCUCAACCGCUCCCUGUCCACAUUCAUGAACGCCUUCACAGCAAGCGAUUACACUCUGUACCCGUUUUCCACACAAAACCACAAGGACUUCCAGAACCUUCUCUCCGUGUACUUGGAUGCAGCCUUCUUCCCCUGCUUGCGGGAACUGGAUUUCUGGCAGGAAGGCUGGCGGCUGGAGCACGAGAACCCCAGUGACCCCCAGACACCCCUGAUCUUCAAAGGAGUCGUCUUUAACGAGAUGAAGGGAGCAUUCACAGAUAACGAGAGGAUAUUCUCCCAGCACCUUCAGAACCGACUUCUUCCUGACCACACGUACUCGGUGAUCUCGGGCGGCGACCCACUGUGCAUCCCAGACCUGACGUGGGAGCAGCUGAAGCAGUUCCACGCCACACAUUACCACCCCAGCAAUGCCAGGUUCUUCACUUAUGGUAACUUCCCACUGGAACAGCACCUGAAGCAGAUUCAAGAAGAAGCGUUGAGUAAAUUUGAGAAAAUUGAGCCACGCACCAUAGUUCCAGCCCAGAAGCCAUGGGACAAGCCGCGGGAAUUCCAUGUAACGUGCGGCCCAGACUCCCUGGCAGCAGACUCCUCUAAGCAGACCACUGUCAGUGUCAGUUUCCUGCUCUCAGACAUCACUGAUACGUUCGAGGCCUUCACGCUGAGUCUGUUGUCUUCGCUCCUGAUUGGUGGACCCAACUCCCCCUUCUACAAAGCCCUGAUUGAGUCUGGGCUUGGUACAGACUUUUCUCCUGAUGUCGGCUACAACGGCCACACCCGGGAGGCCUACUUCAGCGUGGGCCUGCAGGGGAUCUCGGAGAAAGAUGUGGGGAAGGUCCGAGACCUCAUCGACAGGACCAUCGAGGAAGUCGCCGAGAAAGGGUUUGAAGACGACCGCAUCGAAGCCUUACUCCAUAAGAUUGAGAUCCAGAUGAAGCAUCAGUCUGUCAGCUUUGGACUCGCCUUGACCUCGUACAUAGCCUCCUACUGGAACCACGACGGGGACCCUGUGGAGCUCCUGAAGCUGGGUGGCCAGGUGGAACAGUUCAGACGCUGCCUAAAGGAAGACCCCAAGUUUUUGCAAGAAAAAGUCAAACAGUACUUUAAGAGUAACCAGCACAAGUUGACUCUGACAAUGAAACCAGAUGACAAGUAUUCCGAGAAACAAACACAGAUGGAAACAGAGAAGCUGAAGCAAAAAGUCAGCGUGCUUUCCCAGGAAGACAAGCAGCGGAUCUACGAGAAAGGUUUAGAAUUACAGACUGAACAGAGCAAGCCCCAGGACGCCUCCUGCCUCCCAGCACUGAAGGUGUCAGACAUCACGCCCUCCCUCGUGGGCACAGAGCUGGAGGUGGCCCUGGCAGCUGGAGACACGCCCGUGCAGUACUGCGCCCAGCCCACCAAUGGUGUGAUCUACUUCCGGGCCUUCUCCAGCCUCAACUCCCUCCCCGAGGAGCUCAGGCCCUAUGUGCCCCUCUUCUGCAGCGUCCUCACCAAGCUGGGCUGCGGCCUUCUGAACUACCGAGAGCAGGCCCAGCAGAUUGAGCUCAAGACAGGAGGCAUGACCGUCUCCCCCCAUGUGCUGCCGGAUGACUCGAACCUGGACUCCUACGAGCAGGGUGUGCUCUUCUCGUCUUACUGCCUGGACAGAAACCUGCCUGACAUGAUGCAUCUGUGGACUGAAAUAUUCAACAGCCCCUGCUUUGAAGAGGAGGAGCGUUUCAAAGUGCUGGUGAAGAUGGCCGCCCAGGAGCUGUCCAACGGGAUCCCAGACUCGGGCCACCUCUACGCAGCCUUGCGAGCGGCCAGGACACUGACGCCCGCGGGAGACCUGAAGGAGACCUUCAGCGGGAUGGACCAGGUGAGGCUGAUGAAGAGAAUUGCAGAAAUGACGGACAUCAAGCCGGUGCUGAGGAAGCUGCCGCGUAUCCAGAAACACCUGCUGAACCGUGACCACCUGAGGUGUUCGGUGAAUGCCACUCCUCAGCAGCUGUCACAGAGCGAACAAGUGGUGGAGAGUUUCCUCAGAAGCCUCAGUCGGAGCAAAAAGGAGCGGAAGCCAGCACGUCCACACAUGGUGGAGAAAACGUCACCUAGCGGACCCAGUGGCAGUGGAUGCAGAGGCCCCCAAAUCAUAAGAAAGCUGGUCACAGACCCCACUUUCAAACCCUGCCAGAUGAAGACACAUUUCCUCCUUCCCUUCCCAGUCAACUACGUGGGCGAGUGUGUGAGAACUGCCCCCUACACUGACCCCGACCACGCCAGUCUUAAAAUCCUGGCCCGGCUGAUGACCUCCAAGUUCUUGCACACAGAAAUCCGAGAGAAAGGUGGUGCCUACGGCGGGGGCGCCAAGCUCAGCCACAAUGGGAUAUUCACUCUGUAUUCUUACAGGGACCCACAAUCCACAGAAACCCUCCAGAGCUUCUCGAAGGCCGUGGACUGGGCCAAGGCAGGGCGGUUCUCCCAGCAGGACAUAGAUGAAGCCAAGCUCUCUGUGUUCUCUGCUGUGGAUGCACCGGUGGCCCCUUCAGACCAAGGGAUGGAUCACUUCCUGUACGGCCUCUCAGACGAGAUGAAGCAGGCCCACCGGGAGCAGCUCUUCGCCGUCAGCCAUGAAGACCUGGUCCGCGUGAGCAGCAAGUACCUCGGUGUCGGGAAAAGCACACACGGGCUGGCCGUCCUGGGGCCUGAGAACACGAAGCUCGCCAAGGACCCUUCCUGGAUCGUGAGAUGAUGACCCAGCUCCUGGCACACGGACCCCAAAGUCUUGAUCGUUCUUAAAAAUCUUGCCAGAGGCAUCAGAAAGUCAGACCAGAGUUUCUGAGAGUGAAGAAGCCAGCCAUCACAUGGGGAAUACAGAGGUGUUACGCAUCAUUCUAGAAUCUUCAGUGUGCUCGUUUUAUCUCCUAACUCCAGAGUAUUUAUUUUUGAAGUGGAAAAAUAAAAGGCAACUCCAGCUUA
This is a messenger RNA of Erinaceus europaeus (western European hedgehog), 3370 nucleotides long. RefSeq names its product pitrilysin metallopeptidase 1 (gene PITRM1). Gene Ontology annotation, biological process: protein processing. Gene Ontology annotation, cellular component: mitochondrial matrix. The record is from RefSeq and is a predicted model, not a curated record. Gene Ontology annotation, molecular function: metal ion binding. NCBI's taxonomy places the organism in Eukaryota, Metazoa, Chordata, Mammalia, Eulipotyphla, Erinaceidae. The coding region runs from base 51 to 3143 and encodes 1030 amino acids. The transcript has 27 exons.